Molecule: messenger RNA, 1603 nt
Organism: Sorex fumeus (smoky shrew)
Lineage: Eukaryota; Metazoa; Chordata; Mammalia; Eulipotyphla; Soricidae
Gene: SMARCB1
Product: SWI/SNF related, matrix associated, actin dependent regulator of chromatin, subfamily b, member 1
Exons: 9
Coding region: 146-1303 (385 amino acids)
Biological process (GO): chromatin remodeling; regulation of transcription by RNA polymerase II
Cellular component (GO): nuclear chromosome; nucleus
Molecular function (GO): transcription coregulator activity
Source: RefSeq, a predicted model, not a curated record
GCGGCGGCGGAUCCGAUCCGACGGCAGCGCGAGACCCGGCCCGGCCCGGCCCGCCUUUCGUUUGUCGGCCUCGGUGCCGCCCGGCCCCGCCUCCGUGCUCCCGAUCUCUCGACGCCGGCCCCGGCCGCCCGCCCCCGCCGCCACGAUGAUGAUGAUGGCGUUGAGCAAGACCUUCGGGCAGAAGCCCGUCAAGUUCCAGCUGGAGGACGACGGCGAGUUCUACAUGAUCGGCUCCGAGGUGGGGAACUACCUUCGUAUGUUCCGAGGUUCUCUGUACAAGAGGUACCCCUCACUCUGGAGGCGGCUAGCCACUGUGGAAGAGAGGAAGAAAAUAGUUGCAUCGUCACAUGGUAAAAAAACAAAACCUAACACUAAGGAUCACGGUUACACCACCCUGGCUACCAGUGUGACCUUGCUGAAAGCCUCAGAAGUGGAAGAGAUUCUGGAUGGCAAUGAUGAGAAGUAUAAGGCCGUGUCCAUCAGCACGGAGCCCCCCACCUACCUCAGGGAACAGAAAGCUAAGAGGAACAGCCAGUGGGUGCCCACCCUGCCCAACAGCUCCCACCAUCUGGACGCUGUGCCGUGUUCCACAACUAUCAACAGGAACCGCAUGGGCCGGGACAAGAAGAGGACCUUCCCUCUGUGCUUUGAUGACCAUGACCCAGCUGUGAUCCAUGAGAACGCAUCCCAGCCCGAGGUGUUGGUCCCCAUCCGCCUGGAUAUGGAGAUCGAUGGGCAGAAGCUUCGGGAUGCCUUUACCUGGAAUAUGAAUGAAAAGCUGAUGACCCCUGAGAUGUUCUCAGAAAUCCUCUGUGAUGACCUGGACUUGAACCCACUGACCUUUGUGCCAGCUAUCGCUUCUGCCAUCAGACAGCAGAUUGAGUCCUACCCCACAGACAGCAUCCUGGAGGAUCAGUCAGACCAGCGUGUCAUCAUCAAGCUCAACAUCCAUGUGGGCAACAUCUCCCUGGUGGACCAGUUCGAGUGGGACAUGUCUGAGAAGGAGAACUCGCCAGAGAAGUUUGCUCUCAAGCUGUGCUCCGAGCUGGGGCUCGGCGGGGAGUUUGUCACCACCAUUGCCUACAGCAUCCGGGGACAGCUGAGCUGGCAUCAGAAGACCUACGCCUUCAGCGAGAACCCCCUGCCCACUGUGGAGAUCGCCAUCCGGAACACAGGCGACGCUGACCAGUGGUGCCCUCUGCUGGAGACCCUGACGGAUGCCGAGAUGGAGAAGAAGAUUCGGGACCAGGACAGGAACACCAGACGAAUGAGGCGUCUGGCCAACACUGCCCCAGCCUGGUAACAACCAUGUGCGCUCAAUGUCCACAGAGCAUUCAGAAGACGGACCCUCCUCUUCUUGUUCAUCUCUGGCGAGGAGGGAGGCCAGGGGGUGGCCGGGCUGUCCUGAGCAGCAGAGGGCAAGGGGCCUCCCUCGCCACCACCACCCCCACCCUCCCACCCUCCAGGCACCAAUCCUCCUGCUGAGCCCCACUUCCCAGCACCCACCGGUCAGGAAGAGGCCUCGUGUGGGGUUGUGCUUGGUUUUUGUAUAGGAGCCCCAGGCGGGGCUUGCAACACUUUUUCAAUAAAAGGCAACAGGUCA